Molecule: messenger RNA, 486 nt
Organism: Glycine soja
Lineage: Eukaryota; Viridiplantae; Streptophyta; Magnoliopsida; Fabales; Fabaceae
Exons: 1
Coding region: 1-486 (161 amino acids)
Source: RefSeq, a predicted model, not a curated record
AUGAGGGAAGCAGUUCAGAAAAAUCUUUAUAGAAGCUACCUAGUUGGAAAGAAAAAAGAAGCUACCAAUAUAUUGCAGUAUACUGAUGAUACUGUUUUUUUGGGUGAGGCUGCCUGGGAGAAUGUCUAUGUUUUGAAGGCUUUGCUUAGAGGUUUUGAAUUGGCAUCUGGCCUGAAGAUUAAUUUUGCUAAAAGUCAAUUUGGGAUUUUAGGAGGUGAAGUCAAUUGGGCCCUUGAAGCAACCCAAAUCCUGAAUUGUAGGCAAAUGGAAUCCCCUUUUUACUACCUAGGUAUUCCUAUUGGGGCUAAUCCUUCAAGCCAGCUGGUGUGGGAGCCUCUGAUUAAUAAAUUUGAAUCUAAAUUAUCCAAAUGGGGCCAGAAAAAUAUAUCCAUGGGUGGGAAGAUCACCCUAAUAAAUUAUGUCCUGAAUGCUCUUCCACAGUAUUUUUCAACAUCAUUUGACUUGGAAGGUUGGGUGUGGGGAUAA